AUGCACAAAAAGGAAGAGAACAUCGCGGGAAGUCUUUGCAAAGCCGUCGCCAUAACAGGUUAGUCUUAGUCAUCCCAAUGUUGCUAGUAUCGAUUGUCCCUCGCCUCCUCCGCGGGUCUUCACCGUGUUCCGCGUUCGUUUCUUUUUAUUGGCAUUCGGGAAGAAAUGUGUGUCGACACCUUGCUACUCCCUCUCUCUCACUCUAUUUCUGUUUUUGAUAAUCGCCGUGCACCAACCGUCAUGUUCGCGACAGUUCGGCAGCCGAAACCUCCCAUUAAACACAUAUUGGAGGGCGCAAAAUGAGAUGAGUGCGGUCUCGACCGCGGGCUAUUAUUGAGUGACCUCAUUGUGAUUCUCAUUUGGUUUCCCACCCUUUUUCGAACAAACUUUAGCCCGAAACCUGCAGUUUCCCGAUACUUUCUUCCCAACGAGAAGUAUGUUUUGCAUGCAAUCAAUGUUUUCUUCGCUCGAGAUAGGCGACCAUAGCUUGCUUGGCCACUCAAAACCUGUUCGAACUAGCCGCUUCGCCGUCCGCAGACACCGAAUUUCUUUCUUCGCUAUCCCCUUGCGUUUCCUAGUUUCUCACAUCCCCCCAAUCCGCUUCUUUUUCUCAUCUUUUCAGAUCACAUCUUAUCCUUCUCUGAAUUUGAGAAAAUGGAAAGUGUGACUGAAGCGCGGUUUUCGUAUGAUAUGGAAAUUUAUGUUUCGUUUCUCAUCAUAAAACGAUUCUUCUCCCGCAUUCUUCCCCAAAUCACAACUCUUUCAUUUCAGGAGCGUUUAUGCUGUUUAUCUUGGUAGUUAUCUUGGCGUUCAGCGCUUCAAGAGGCGCUUCCGAAUCGCUAUACGACAAAAACGAUGCGAUCCUCGAACUUGACAUCGACACAUUCGGACCUGCCAUUUACGGAUCAGUAAGCUCGAGCACCUUCUUAUCCCUCAUUAAUCUUUUGUGUUUCUUUCAGAAAAAAGCUCAUUUCAUCGAAUUCUACUCAUCUUGGUGCGGAGCAUGCAUCGGAUACGCUCCUACAUUCAAGAAAUUCGCAAAGUAAACUGUUUAGGGAAAAAUUAGGGCAAUCAAACGCAAUUUAUUUACACGCUCAUGCACUUUUGUUUGAAAUUUCUUCGCAAUGCUACAAAACGUCGGGCGCAUAUCCUGGCACAGAGUGCAAACAGUGACAAAAAAUGACCAUUGAUUCCGGAAAAAUUAGGCGCUGGACACAAGACACGAAAUCGCUGCCAAUUUUCAAUCAAAACGUUCAGACAACUCGAAAAAUGGUCUCCACUGGUUCAAGUGACAGUUGUGAAUUGUGCCGAUGAUAAAAAUAUGCCGCUGUGCAGAGAACAAUCUGUCAGCUCGUACCCAACUCUCAAGGUACACACAUUUGUGCUUCCUGCUUUUGACGCAACUUAUUGUACUUUUCAGUAUUUCAAAUAUGCGUCAAACAACAAAGACGACGGAAUGAAGUACAGCGGAGAUAAAUAUGACAUCACUAAGCUGGCUCAUGAUAUCGCCGGACUUGCUCAAGCCGAUGCUCAACGUCAGAGCCCUGAGACAUGGCCAGCGUUUUUGCCACUUUCGGAGUAGGAUUUUGAGGUGAUAUCAUCCAACAUCUGAUGAUUUCCAGAAGCACCAGCCUUGAGGAGGUCUUCAAAACCAUCGGAGACACUCAAUAUCUUGCGAUUGUUGUUCAGGAUGAUCCGGCUGUCAUUGCGUGGGCGGUGUGAACCCCCAUUUGUAAACCUUGCAUUUAACAACCGCUUGCAGAAUCUGAUCAACUAUCACGGAAACAACGCAAUCAAAGUGGCGUUUGUCGGUCAAACCCAUCCAAUCGCCACAAGAUUCUUCACCGAUGGAGCCGCCCACGCUCUCCUGUUCACCAACGGAAAUGCGGAACCGAUGUGGAAGUCCGAAGGUGUCGUUGAAAAAUGGACGGACGUGCACGAAAAGAUUGAGGAGCUCAUCGGCGACAAGAUUGCGGCCCAAAGUCCGACAAUUCAACCGGCCGACUCAGCUGUAAGUCAUUUUUCUGUGCAGCAUUUUCAUUGGGCGACUUGAUUCUGUAAGCAAUGAUUUAGAACUGGGCUUCUAUGUGGAACCGUUUUUGGAGAAGGGUAAAAGAAGUUAAGAGACUGUUCCAGGUAUGUGGAUCGCAUGGUGUGGUUAACUCUUCCCAAGUUUUUUCAUUGAACUGCACCUUAAUCCACAUCCCUGUAGUUGAUACAUCAAUUGAAAGUUUCCCACCCUCCCCAACUCAGAAAAGCAACAAAUCUAUUAUAUAUUUUUUCAGCCAGUCAUUGCUGCCCCAUCGACUCCAUUGGGCAAUCAGUUCGAAGUGCAAUUGGUGGAUUUGAAAAGCGCAAUGAGUUACAUGCUAUACAAGGAAAUCCCGAGAAGACAGGAGAUUCGCGAUGAGCCGUUGGCCGCUCUCAAGCAGUGGAUGCACACUUUGAAGAAGGUAUGUUUUUCCAAGUGAAUAUCCGUAAGAACACUUUGACUUUUCAGUAUGCUCCUGGCACUACACCAAUGCGCAGACUCUUCUUCCGUCUUGACGAGUGGGUUCAGCUCCGUUCUGCGAUCACUUCUGACGAAUGGACCGCCAAAGUGGAUGAGAUUCAAGUAAGAUCAUCUCUUUUCUUCACAGUUUUUUGUAACAGUGACGCAAUGAUUACUAAUUGCUUUUUUAUCAAACCAGUUUUGUUGUAGCAAUCACUGGGUAAUCCGCUGCCAAAGGAAAUCACGUGGAUGGCUUGUGCGGGGUCGAAGUCAAACCUCAGAGGCUACACCUGUGGACUUUGGACUCUUGCUCACACGAUCACAGUCGAAGCGUACAAACAAGAAAAGCACAGUAAUACUUACGCUCCCGGUGUCCACCUGCUAACAUCGCGAAAUUUUUGCAGAUACAGACUUCAAGCCAGUGAUCGAUGUGCUUGAGCCGUUCCGCGCGUUCAUCUUCCACUUCCUGAGUUGCUCCGAGUGUGCUCAUAACUUCACAAAGGAGGCCGAGAAGAAUCAACUUCACUUGGUCACAAGAGCAGAAGACGUGUACGCGUGGCUUUGGAGAGUACACAACUUUGUCAAUAAAAGACUCUCCGGCUCUCUUACCGACGAUCCGUCCUUCAAGAAACAGCAGUUCCCGCCGAAAUCCAUCUGCGCGGAUUGUUACGAUUCGAACGGAGAGAUCGACGAAGCGAAGGCACUUCCGUUCGUGUUCAAGUACUAUUCGAAUAUCAAGACGGACCCGGUAGAGGUAUACAGUUCUUUAAAGAUCACACACGUUUAUAUAACUUCUUUAAUUUCAGAACGUGCCAGGAUACAAAGUGGUGGAAUACAAGGAAGGCAAGACGCUCUCUGCUGGACAGAGACACUUGAAUCCAAAAUUCCAAGUUCACGCCGGAAAGGUUGAUCAACUCGAGGCUAAUGAUAAGGUCCGAAAUGACGCCAGUCCACAGAGAACAUGGAAAGAUCUCGAUGGCUACGGUGAGCGAAAGCGUUCCAGCGACAAUGAGUCUACGCAUGUUCCUGUUCCAGACAGUCUUCCGGACACUGCGAGCCGCACUCACCACUACUUCAUCUGGCUCUCGCUCAUCGGCGUGGCACUGAUUGUCGUUUACUGCAAAUACCGGAAGAACAGAUCAAAGUUUUGGAAGACUUUCUAUUAUCAAAACGACUUCAAACUGUGAUUUUUUUGCCGGGGUUUCUUUUGAGUUGGCCGCACUUUCUCCCCCUCACUGCUAACCGCAUGUCGUUGCUUUUCGUUGCAUGCAUCCAAUUCCACUCGUCAUAUCUUCAUGCUAUCACUUUCAAGCUAAUGUAAGCCUCUGUAAAAACUUCAUUCAAGUGUAACGUCCGGGUGAAGCCAGUCUAAGAAGCGGCGCUGACCUACUUCGAAUUAGAAGACUACGUCUUGUUUUGUGUUUGGUUGUGUUCUGUCCUAGAAGUCAUAUGAGAUCUAGAUCUACCGUUUGAAUUAUCAUCAUAACAUACUUAUUCUAAUUUAUUCCUUUUUUAAUGCAUGCUCGACUCUCCUACGUGUUUCCCUUUUGUGUAUUUGUCGCCACCUUGUGCUCGUCCAGUAAAUUGACGUAAUAAAUGUUUCUUUCAUGAUAAACUUGAUACAUCCCGUCUCCUUAUUACCUAUAUAUAAACCGAAAGUUAGGGAAUCUUUAGGAAUGAAGGACGCAAAAGUACGUGCUGGGAGUUGUUUGCUUUGUUAAACAUUUAUGUUUCUAGAAAAAUAGACCUAAAUCACGCGAUGUGCCGUCCCAGAUUAGUUCUAACUGUAGAAUUGUUUGUGUGUUCGUCACAUACCCUAAAAUAAUAGACUGAAAUAGAAAAACAUAUGUUAAUCAGUAGAACAACUAACUUUUUCAGAUGUCCCUGGAGUUCAUCACCAGUAAAGCAGAACAUCGUCUAA
Caenorhabditis sp. 36 PRJEB53466 is the source of this 4412-nucleotide messenger RNA. The record is from the annotation of a GenBank genome assembly. Lineage: Eukaryota; Metazoa; Nematoda; Chromadorea; Rhabditida; Rhabditidae.